Molecule: messenger RNA, 4014 nt
Organism: Mycosarcoma maydis (corn smut)
Lineage: Eukaryota; Fungi; Basidiomycota; Ustilaginomycetes; Ustilaginales
Exons: 1
Coding region: 1-4014 (1337 amino acids)
Biological process (GO): negative regulation of TORC1 signaling; positive regulation of autophagy; cellular response to amino acid starvation
Cellular component (GO): GATOR1 complex
Source: RefSeq, a predicted model, not a curated record
AUGUCUGAGUCGCUGCUCGGAGUCAUUCUGGCAACCUCGUCUUCGCGCGGUCACCACAUCGUCUUUCGCUGGCCUAACAAUCCAAAGCUCUUCAAACGCUACUCCAAGGUCAAAUAUUAUACCGAAUCACGUCCUUCUCACUCAAAUCGAGCACACCUCGAAGAUGAGCUCGACCCUGUGCGCCAGAAAGCAAGAUGGGACCAUCACGACGAAGACCAAGACGAAAACGGCAACAUCGACUCGGACGAUGCCGGUCAGAGUGAUACGCCUUCUUCUUCCGAUGUCGACGAGUCGGAUGGCAGCAUGCCUGAUGACGAUGAUAAUCGCUCUGCUCGAGAUCGUGCAGAAACAGUAGCCUCCCAUGACCGAUCCAAAACAGGCGCAGCUAGAUCUGCGAGUCGCUCAAAGAGCAAGUCACGACGACCUUUGCUGAGCAUGGAAGAAGCUUCUCCCAGCGUCAGGUCGACGGAUCGACAGACUGGAGCACUGAAAGAGGCCCCCGACGCCAACGACAGAGCUCCCGAUUCGGAAGCAGGCACCUCGAAGGAGCUUUCUCCAGAAGAGAAGGCCAGACGAGAAGAGAAGGCUGCCAGAGCCUACAAGACCUACCUCGGGUACGACAUUGAUAUCCUUGCCAGCAUCCUUAACCCUCGACCCGAGCUAUCGCACAAGAAGUUCGAGCUUGUCAUUGACGACCUUGCUUUUCUUGGCCAUCCCGUAACGCCAAACAAGAACGGGGUUUGGGGCGACCAAGAUGAUGAAAGCCAAGACGACCGAGUCGAGGCUCGUGAUGAGAAAACAGCAGCUCACGCACAGCAACGAGGCCGAUCGGGACUUCGUAAGGAGAUUCGACCCUACGAUCCGUCAGAUGAUAGAGUUGCAUCAAACGACAAGAUCGACAAAUCUGCCAAAACCGGCGCAAAAUCCAGAAAUGCAUCCCUGACGCGCAUCGAGCAGACCAAUGACAUUCCCACCUCACGCUCCAAAGCUCCCUUGACCCAGUUCCACCUUGUUCUGAUACUUGACCGACCGGAUCCAUCUACAGCCGUGCCAGGCGUCGACCUUUCUUCGUGGUUGCAGCUCUUUUACGACAACAUCGUCUUCAAGAUGACUGCUGCGCUCUUCGCCGAACAGUCCAAGUCGGAUUACGUGGGUCGCGAGACGGAAAAGCUGCUAGCUCUCAGAGAACGAUGCAUGGACGAUGGGCAGGCUUAUGCGGCGUACGCUGCACAGUGUUUGGGCAUCUCUUCGCUUGCGAGGUGUAUUCGCGAUCUUCACAAAAGCAUCAGCAUCUCGUCUGAUGCCUUUCUCACCAUCAACGACCGCAUCGAAGUCCAUCUGCAGCUCCCCCCCAUCCUUCAAGACCCUUCGAGCCUAGCCAAGACGGUCGACAUCGAGACGGAGCUCGACCCGAAUGAUCCCAUCUUUCUGAGCGGCGGUGGCUUCGAAGGGCUUGGCAAAGAAGGCGCGCACCAAGAUGGAAGCGGCGGUACGUACAAACGGCGCAUGGCAAUGACGCCGGCUCAGCUCAGCUUUGAAGAGUGGUGCCGCACCACAGGUCCAUAUCUUUUGCCAUGGAAGACGCUGCUGCUCUUGCACGACCAGGUCGAUGAAGCACCGAAUCGCGAGCGAGCAAAGUCAGACACUUGCAGUCCAGCAGGGCUCGCCUCGCCUGGCGAAGGCGCGUCGCAAGCUCUGGAAGCACACGGUUUCGAUCAACUGGCGCGCAAGUUCACAUCAUUCUUCACACCGAGCCUGUACAACACGCCCAACUUUAGCCAAGUGGCAGACAUGCUCGGAUGGGAUCUUUACGACGAUGUCUACCCCAUGGUGCGACACUUGAUCUACUAUCGACAGGCUCGAGUGAUCGAUGUGCCACGUCCAGGUCACGUCUAUGCCAUCUCGCCGCUCUUUGACUUUGCGCGCCUGGGCUCACUGUCGUACAACUGGGCUCAGACGUUUCCCGACGUGGCGCCUCUGCCGGUAUUCCUGUCUCAGCUGUCGUCAUCUACCUCGCGCACCCUCAGCAACCUUUUCCCAGCGAGACACCAGAGAGAGCUUGCACUUGAAGUGCUUAUCUGGCUACUGCGCCACGAAGUGGUCGUCAAGAUGCACAUCCGCCUUCGGCUCAUUGCGACGGAAAGCGUCAAGCGUCGCACAGCAGAGAGAAGGGUGGAGAGACACGAGAGACAUCGAGCUAGAAAGGAGAAGAAGAGGCAGAGGGCUGCUGAGUUGGAGGCGAGGCGCAUGCGAAAGUCGCAGUCGGAGGAGCAGCAGAGACGAAGGGCUGCAGAGCAGGCAGAGCAAGCAAAGCAGGCAGACGAACAACAAGCGCAGGGGCACCAACGUCUGACAGAAGAGAGGGGAAGAAGCAGGGAUCGAGAGCGAUCCUCGUCCGGUGAGGCACGGCAACUCGGUUCCUCAGAACGAAAGGAGCAAGACGAUGACGCCGCUGGUCGCGUUGAUGCCGCCGAAGGUGACGUGCAGACGUCUGGCCUCAGUGUCUCACGCCCGCCGAUUUUGGCUGAUCCAGACAGCGUGGCUCAAGCAAGUGCAAUCGCCGCUGCUGCUGUAGGCUCUGGUGGAGAGGUUCGCCGAUCUGGAGAUCACGAACAUGAGCGUCAGCAUCAUCAUCAUCACCACCACCAGCACGCGCCCCAGCAUCGGCACCAUCAUCGUCGGCACCAGAACACAAGUGAUCCCAUCACCGGCACAGACUCAACGGCUGCACCGUCGGACAAGGCGCCCAUUCCAAUCGCACCGCGUUCGCAGUUCGACGAGCUCAAAUUCGAGCGGCGGCCCGUCCUCCGCUCUCGUUCGCCGUCCACUGCGAUGGCUGCAGGAGCCAGCGCGGGACUCUCGGUGAGCUUCAGCAACCUCAGCGAGCGCGGCGAAAUCACACGUCGAGCGCGAGCUGACACAACAGGCUCGUCGAGCUCCGGCGGAGGUCUGAGACACAGCCGAACUCGUGGUGACGCGAUCAGCAUGACACCCACCACAUCUCAACACAGUCGCCCGUCCACGCCGAAUGUGGUGGGGCGUAUCAUUCCUUCGCACGUGAGAGACCGAUCGAUUGGUGGCGGUGGCUCGAAUGUGUCAUCGAGUGCAGAGGGCGGAAGUGUACCGCGCCGAGCAAGGAGGACAACCAGCUCGGCUGGGUGGGGAGGUCGUACGGGCAUCCCGAGGUCGAGGUCGCCUUCAAGAGCAAGGAUGAGAGUCAAAGGUUUUGGUGCUGAUGCUGAAGUCGAGAUUGACGAUGACGACGACGACGGCGACGAGAGAGAAGAGGAGGUCGAGGAGGUGAUGGCGAUGGAUGAAGAUGUCGAGCCACAAGAUUGCGGAGCGAACGAGCUUGCAUCUGAAUUGGACUUGCUGUGUCUCGAUAAGGGGGGUAAGAGCGAGCGGAAGAAACGACGAAUUUCGUCAGCGAGUGAAAGACCUGAACUUCCGCCGCCGAGCGAGAGCCACGGGAGCGAGGGUGGAAACAAGUCGCGAUCCGAGGGUGUGUUGUCUUCUUCGUGUUCGACGUCGUCGUCAGGAGUCACGACGCUGUCCGAACUGUCGCUCUCCUCGGACCUCGAUUCGGAAGCUGUGGACUCGAAUUUGGAUAGCAACGUCCACGAAUCGCAGUACGGCCAGACGCAUCGUCCAUCACCGCUCUCUUCGACGUCGAUCUCACCCACAUCGCCCACACACACGCAUCGGUUUGGAAACCACUCGCGAAUCUCGACACACUCGCGCGCCACGCACGCACACACACCUCGCGGCUCCGCGUACUCAGACAGCCUGAUCGUCGAACCCGCACGUGCAUCGCGGCGCGAAAACGAAUACAUCGCCACCAUGGUCGAGAACAAAGACGCCACAACCACCAAACUCUUCUUCCGCCUCCUCCCGUACCUCAACGGCAAACACACCAUCGACGAAAUCGAAUACCGCGUCCUCAUGCGCAGAAGACAUAUCAGAAGACUCUUGAAGACCUUCAGAGAGUCGAUUAUCACUUUUAUGCAUCCUUGA